CGAAGACUGCGCUAACUGGUCGAGUAAAAUCUCCAUGUGGUCACGAUGGUCUUUCUCCCCAGGAGUCUGCAUGUCGGUGACUCGCUAGCCAGCCAGCGCUGCACAGCAAGCUCUUUGGAGGAAUGCUCCAACGAGCAACACUGUCUUCGAGCCAGCCUCUCUCAAGACCGGCCUCUCCUUUCCCCUUCCCCCUCCCCCCCAAUCAUCCAGGUACCCGCCAGCGAUCCUGCACACUUUUCCGACGUUGCAAAAGACAACAUGUCACUGCCAGGGUACAGGGCUCACCUCAACUCCGCCUGCAUGAAAAGCAAUUGCUUCUUUCACCCCCUCCAUAUCCCGGCCAUGUCGACGAAGGUAGUGCGGCAGUCCCCAAAACACCUAGGACAGAAUACUGCACCCUUCUCUCAAAGCAGCAAGACUCAUGUUUUAAGACUCGAGAAGAAGCAAUUCGAAAAGGCGGAGAAAGAAAAACCAACAAUUCCCCUCAGAUUUCAUUUCCCCUCCAGCCCCCAGGGUUCGUCUCCUGCACACCGUUAUUGGCUCCUCGAUCAAGGAUGUCCGAGAAGCUCGAUCUUUCAGCUCCUUGUCCGCGCCAGGUUGCCUUCUUUUUCUCAAUUCUCCACUAACGUCUCGAAGCGCCCAGAAAGCUUCUUCCUGCGACUUCCCCAACAAAAGAAAAGUAAAUGCAAGAAGGCACGGCUUCCGUGGCGCCUCGAAUUGGCCCCCUUGGAGAAUACCCGUGGAAAAUGCCGCGCUUGUCGUUUGUCAAACUCGAGUGUCCUUGAAUUGAUUGACCUAACCGACCGCCUUUUGCUGCGAGGUCUGAUGUCUUGCAGCAUGCCUUGCAGAUACGGAACACUUUCAGCUACAUAAUUGACUUUUAACGAGUACUCACCAACACACUCACCUUUUUCAAUUUAUUCACGCGCAUUGGAGGGGAGAUUUUUGAAGCACCUUCACAGCUCAUCGGAUUCGUGUUUCUAUCUCUAGGUAAAGUUAAACGAGCGACCAGCAUCGAGG
Messenger RNA from Lindgomyces ingoldianus, 1020 nucleotides. RefSeq lists its product as uncharacterized. The record is from RefSeq and is a predicted model, not a curated record. The transcript has a single exon. The coding region runs from base 46 to 873 and encodes 275 amino acids. NCBI's taxonomy places the organism in Eukaryota, Fungi, Ascomycota, Dothideomycetes, Pleosporales, Lindgomycetaceae.